GAGACGCAUUUAUAUAAAAACCGACUUCGCUCGUCUUUGCUCAUUGUUCUUCACGUCUUCUUCUCUCUAAAAAAGUCUCGAUCUGCAGUUUUUUUUUUUUUUUUCCUUUUUCUCAAAUUUUUUUUUUCUAUCAAAGCCAGUCUAUCCAAACACCAGAACGUAAAGACUGAUAAUUUCGAGGAAUUGAAUCGCCAGUUAGAGCGAGAAGGGUGUGGAAUUUGGGGGAACUGGAGCCCUAAUUUUUUUUUUUUGUUUUUCUUUUUGCGGGGGAUUUUGGUGGUGUGGUUGGAGAUCUGUUAAAGGACGAGGGAAGCAUGUCGUCGCUGAGCAGAGAGUUGGUUUUUCUGAUACUUCAGUUUUUGGAUGAAGAGAAAUUCAAAGACACUGUUCAUAGGUUGGAGAAAGAAUCAGGGUUCUUCUUCAACAUGAGGUAUUUCGAGGAUUGUGUGGCUAAUGGUGAAUGGGAUGAGGUGGAGAAGUACCUAUCUGGGUUUACUAAGGUUGAUGAUAAUAGAUACUCGAUGAAGAUCUUCUUUGAGAUUCGAAAGCAAAAAUAUCUUGAGGCACUUGACAAGCAUGACAAUGCCAAAGCGGUUGAGAUUCUUGUGAAGGAUUUGAAAGUUUUUGCCACAUUUAACGAAGACCUUUUCAAGGAAAUUACCAUGCUUUUGACGUUGGCUAACUUCAGGGAGAACGAGCAGCUAUGCAAAUAUGGAGAGACCAAGCAUGCGAGGGCUAUAAUGCUUGGUGAACUUAAAAAGUUAAUCGAGGCUAAUCCGCUUUUCCGUGACAAACUUCAAUUUCCCAGCUUUAAGAACUCAAGGCUGAGGACGCUUAUUAAUCAGAGUUUGAAUUGGCAGCAUCAGCUUUGCAAGAACCCAAGGCCUAAUCCAGAUAUAAAAACUCUUUUUGUGGACCAUAGCUGUGGGCAGCCAAAUGGUGCUCGUGCUCCUUCUCCUGUUACAAACCCUUUGUUGGGCUCCAUUCCCAAAGUAGGUGGUUUCCCACCACUAGGUGCUCACGGUCCUUUUCAGCCUGCACCAGCAGCUAUUACGGCAUCUCUUGCUGGAUGGAUGGCCAACCCAUCGUCUGUGCCACACCAGUCAGUUCCUGUUGGGCCUAUUGGACUAACUGCUCCUGGUAACGCAGCUUCUAUGCUAAAGAGGCCUAACAAUCCAACAAUGGACUACCAAACUGCAGAUUCUGAACAUGCACUCAAGAGAUCAAGGCCUUUUGGGAUACCAGAAGAGGUCAAUAAUGUGCCUGUUCAAGUCUUGCCAGUCUCAUAUCCUGGCCAGAGCCAUCCCCUUGUGUUGCCCUUUUCUGAUGACUUGCCAAGGACUGUCAUUGCCAAUUUGAAUCAGGGUUCUGCUGUAAAGAGCCUGGAUUUUCAUCCAAUACAUCAAACUCUGCUGCUUGUUGGAACAAACAUGGGUGAUAUCACCAUUUGGGAGAUAGCAAGCAGGGAGAGGCUUGUCAUUCGGGAUUUCAAGAUUUGGGACCUUGGGGCAUGUACAGCAAUUCUGAAGGCAUCUAUGUCCAAUGAAUAUACUGCUUCUGUAAAUCGUGUUGUUUGGAGUCCUGAUGGUGCUCUUUUUGGUGUUGCAUAUUCCAAGCACAUCGUGCAGAUAUGUUCCUAUCAUGGUGGUGAUGAUCUAAGAAACCAUCUUGAGAUUGAUGCCCAUGUUGGUAAUGUUAAUGACAUUGCUUUCUCUCACCCAAGCAAACAAUUAUGCAUCAUAACUUGUGGAGAGGACAAGACCAUUAAGGUGUGGGAUGCUGUCACUGGUAAUAAGCUGUAUACUUUUGAAGGUCAUGAAGCUCCGGUUUAUUCUGUGUGCCCACAUCAGAAGGAAAACAUUCAGUUCAUCUUUUCAACAGCCACUGAUGGGAAAAUCAAGGCAUGGUUAUAUGAUAACAUGGGUUCUAGAGUCGAUUAUGAUGCUCCUGGUCACUCUUGCACAAAAAUGGCAUAUAGUGCUGAUGGGACAAGGCUUUUCUCUUGUGGAACAAGUAAAGAUGGGGAAUCAUUUAUUGUGGAGUGGAAUGAAAGUGAGGGAGCUGUCAAGCGAUCAUAUCAUGGUCUUGGAAAGCGGAGUAUGGGAGUCGUGCAGUUUGAUACUACCAAGAACCGAUUCUUGGCUGCUGGUGAUGAAUCUUUGGUCAAAUAUUGGGACAUGGACAACGUAAACCUGUUGGCUACUGUGGAUGCAGAGGGCGGAUUACCGGCCUCGCCUUGCAUACGAUUUAACAAAGACGGGAUACUGCUGGCUGUUUCAACGAGUGAGAAUGGUAUCAAAGUACUUGCAAAUGCUGAUGGUCUGCGGCUUUUGCAUUCCAUUGAAAUUCGUGCAGUCGAUGCCUCCAGGGGUUUUUCUGGGAUUGCUUCAAAGGGACCCAUUAUAGGCACAUUUGGUGCUUCAAGUUUAGCUGCUGGAACAAGCAAUGGGGUUGCUGAUAGAAGUGUACCAUUGACAGGAAUGGUUGGAUUGAAUGGAGAUAGCCGAAGUCUCACAGAUGUGAAACCAAGGAUCAAUGAUGAUUUGGACAAAUCAAAGAUUUGGAAGCUGACAGAAGUUAACGAACCAUCUCAACUUCGUUCACUACGGCUUCCUGAUAGUCUACUGCCAAAUAAGAUUGUUAGGUUGAUAUAUACAAAUGUGGGAGGAUCUAUACUGGCGUUAGCAUCUAAUGCUGUACACAAACUUUGGAAAUGGCAGAAAAAUGAGCAGACUGAACUGGCAAAGGCAACUACCACUGUGCCACCACGAUUAUGGCAACCUCCCAGUGGAAUAUUGAUGACCAAUGAUAUUAGUGAUGCAAAUGUUGAUGAUGCUGUUCCUUGCUUUGCUCUUUCAAAGAAUGAUUCUUAUGUUAUGUCAGCAUCAGGUGGAAAAAUUUCCCUUUUUAAUAUGAUGACAUUCAAGACGAUGACAACAUUUAUGCCCCCACCACCUGCAGCAACAUUUCUUGCUUUUCAUCCAAAGGAUAAUAACAUAAUUGCCAUAGGCAUGGAGGACUCUUCAAUUCAAAUCUACAAUGUCCGGAUUGAUGAGGUUAAAAGCAAGCUUAAAGGCCAUCAAAAAAGAAUCACUGGCUUAGCGUUCUCUAAUAUUUUGAACAUUCUGGUUUCCUCAGGCUCUGAUUCUCAGCUCUGCAUUUGGAGCAUGGAUGGGUGGGAAAAACAGGCAAGUAAGCACUUGCAAAUUCCGACCGGGCGGGUGCAUUCUCCUCUUGCUCAGACCCGUGUGCAAUUUCACCAAGAUCAGAUACAUCUUCUGGUUGUCCAUGAAACUCUAAUAGCAAUAUAUGAAGCAACGAAGUUGGAGUGUCUUAAGCAUUGGCUUCCACGAGAAUCCAGUGGUCCAAUUACAGAUGCAACGUAUUCAUGCGAUAGCCAGUCCAUCUUUGCGAGCGUUGAGGAUGGAAGUGUGUACAUUUUGACUGCCAAUACACUGCGAAUAAGGUGCCGCAUUAGCCCUGCUGCCUAUCUACCUGCUAAUCCAAGCACGAGGGUACAUCCGGUGGUUGUUGCUGCUCAUCCAUCUGAACCUAAUCAGUUUGCCGUUGGACUUACUGAUGGUGGAAUCCAUGUUCUGGAACCACCAGAAUCAGAGGGGAAGUGGGGUACUGCACCUCCAGUUGAAAAUGGUGCUGGGCCAAGCGUUACCUCAGCUGGUGGUGCAAUGGAGCAGGAGUCAAGGUAGCUAACAGUUAACGGUGACAGAUUCUAUUGUUUGUCUAGAUGAAGAAGAGCUCAGUUGGUUGGAACCCAUUUUAUUUUAGGGGAAGCUGCAAAUAUUAGGUUAAUGGUAUAUAGGGUUUAGGGACUGAUGCAGAAAUACUUUUAGACGAUAGGUUGAUGUCGAUCUGUGAUUGUCUUGGGAAUUCCCUUCAUACACACAGCAAACAAAAGGUAGACAUGUUUGAUACUAUACAAAGAGGUGAAAUGAUUAGGGAGAGCAGAGCAGAGCAGUUUUAUUAGGGCUAACUUUGGAGAAUUUUGUCUCACUGUUGUAUACAGAAUAAUGAUCAACCAUUUCGGAGUAUUGUUCUUUUUUCCAGUUAGUGAAAUUUGCUUUUCUUUCUUUCUUUA
Molecule: messenger RNA, 4096 nt
Organism: Ziziphus jujuba (common jujube)
Lineage: Eukaryota; Viridiplantae; Streptophyta; Magnoliopsida; Rosales; Rhamnaceae
Product: topless-related protein 4
Exons: 26
Coding region: 315-3707 (1130 amino acids)
Biological process (GO): regulation of DNA-templated transcription
Molecular function (GO): protein binding
Source: RefSeq, a predicted model, not a curated record